Messenger RNA from Miniopterus natalensis, 2422 nucleotides. It is a transcript of the gene PIGW, whose product is annotated as phosphatidylinositol glycan anchor biosynthesis class W. Gene Ontology annotation, molecular function: glucosaminyl-phosphatidylinositol O-acyltransferase activity. The record is from RefSeq and is a predicted model, not a curated record. NCBI's taxonomy places the organism in Eukaryota, Metazoa, Chordata, Mammalia, Chiroptera, Miniopteridae. Gene Ontology annotation, cellular component: endoplasmic reticulum; membrane. Gene Ontology annotation, biological process: GPI anchor biosynthetic process; protein localization to plasma membrane.
CCGAGGUGGAUGGCCCUCUGCCGGGACGGCUUCCGACACCAGCCGGAGCACGGGACGUGCAAGGAAGGGCCCGACGCCGUGGUGGAAAAGGACUCUUAUUUUUAAAGGCCAGCCGAUCGGUUUCUCACCGCGAAGAACUGUUGCUGGGCUCAGACCUUCGUGCAUUCAUUUAUUCAACGUGGUUCUUCUUUGGCCAACAAAUGUGUUCUUCGUGUGUGCCACUCUUCAGACAUUGACAUGUGGCAGAGAGGCGUUUUAUUUAUUAUUUGAGAGGCGUUUUAUAUCCUUUUAAAACAAUAUGUGCUAUACCCUCCCCCCCCCAUUACCAUUCAUUCUGCCUACCUGUACCCAAUGUGAAAUUUGGCUCUCUGUAAAUGUCAGGAGCAGUCUGCGGCUCAGGAGGUCACUGGAGGACUCAUAUGCUUGUACUAGAGGCAGUAGUUUCAGAGGGGCUCCGAACCGAAACCAAGGCAGAAGAAAAAAUGUCUCAGAAGCAGAUGAAGGAAGCUUUUGUCAGUAACCACAAUGGAACCAGCGUGCUGGAAAUUACCCAGGGCUUGUGCUUGCCUGGACUGUGUAUCCUGUGCAGAGGGCUCCUGCUCGUUCUCUCGCAGCGCUUGUGUUCUUUUUCACAUACCCCGAGAACGCGAUUCUUCAUUGACUUUGUUUUCCUAAUAGUUCCCCAGGUGACCACUUUGACCAUUUUGUCUUCAUUUGUCUACCUUGAGUACCUCACUGUAAUUGUCUUUGGAGCAGGGCUGUUCUAUCAAAUAUACUGCCGGAGAACUUGCUAUGCCAGAAUGCCUGUCCAGAAAAUCCUUGAAAAAUUCUUAAAAAUUAGUGUAGAAUCAGAAUACAUUCCAGCCAUUUCCUGUUUCCGUGUAAUUAACAGUGCAUUUACUGCUGUUGCCAUUUUGGCUGUGGACUUCCCACUUUUUCCCAGAAGAUUUGCCAAAACUGAGCUCUAUGGGACAGGAGCAAUGGAUUUUGGAGUAGGAGGCUUUGUUUUUGGGACUGCAAUGGUUUGUCCAGAGAUUAGGAGAAAAUGUAUGGAAGGGUCCAGGUUUGAUUAUUUCCUAAAGUCAUUGUACUCUGUUCGGCCAUUAGUCUUCCUAGGAAUGGGACGAUUAAUCAUUAUAAAAUCCAUAGGCUAUCAGGAACAUUUAACUGAGUAUGGAGUUCACUGGAACUUUUUCUUUACCUUAAUAGUUGUGAAAUUGAUAACAUCACUGAUUUUGAUGUUUUUCCCCCCAAAUAAAUCUUGGAUUGUGGCCAUCAGCAUUACCGUAUUAUACCAGCUAGCCCUGGACUUUACCCCAUUGAAAAGGUUAAUUUUGUAUGGCACUGAUGGCAGUGGCACAAGGGUUGGUUUAUUAAAUGCCAACCGAGAAGGAAUAAUAUCUACCUUGGGGUAUGUGGCAAUACACAUGGCUGGUGUGCAGACAGGGUCAUAUGUGCUUAAAAAAAGAUCACAUAUCAAAGACUGGAUAAAAGUAGCAUACUGUAUUCUACUGACAGCUAUUAGCCUCUUUGUAUCUCUUUACAUAGUUCAGGUAAAUGUAGAAGUAGCAUCUCGAAGAAUGGCCAAUUUAGCCUUUUGUAUUUGGAUAGUUGCUUCUAGCCUGAUUCUUCUGAGUAGUUUAUUACUGGGCGAUAUAAUUUUGAGUUUUGCCAAAUUUCUAAUUCAAGGGGCUCUAGUACCAUGUUCUUGGAAACUUAUCCAGUCUCCUGCUACAAAUAAAAAGCAUGCAGAAUCUCUAGUCUCUGAAGCUAAAAGAAAGAAAUCCAGUCUUUGUUUAAUCACAGCUUUAAACAGAAACCAGUUGAUAUUUUUCUUGCUGUCAAAUAUAACAACUGGCCUAAUCAACCUGUUGGUAGAUACAUUGCACAGCAGUACCUUGUGGGCCUUAUCGGUGCUCAAUCUCUAUAUGUUUACCAAUUGUUUAAUUAUAUAUAUGCUACACUUACAAGAUAAGACUAUAAAAUUUUGAUGAUCAGUAGGGUUUGGAUGUGUGUAUAUGAGCUAUUAAUGAGGAAGAAUAAAUAUUAAAUGUAAAGAAAACAGGCUGUGGCAAUCCAGUGUUAAUGAUAUUUUAUUAUAAAAUUAACUGUUUCAAUCCUCUAUAACAGUAGGAAGGCUUAAUAUUUUAAUGCUAUCUCUGCAUUAUGUAAAACAAACCAAUAGAGAAGAAACAAGGCCUUGUGACUUGUUAGAAUAUUAAAUUUCAGUAUUUUAAAGAAACUUGUAUUUAUAGUUGUGACACUGGAAGGUUGGAGAGUGGGGAGAAGGGUUUUUACUUAUAUCACCUUAUACCAUUAUGUAUUUUUUAUUAUAUGUCUUUUUAAUAUAUACAGUAAAGCAUAGUGUGAAUUGUGAAAUUGUCAAUACUUUUUUUACAAAUUUUAUUUAACUUUAAAAUUU